UGUCAUUCGCGCAGAAAAAAAAAGUGUCACAAAAAAGCUUUUGUGAAUGUUGGGGACUCCUUUGAUAUUAUUUACAAAUUACCAACAAAUUCUCGAUCAAUUUCACGCCAGUUUUUUCUGCCAAGAUAAGUGAUGAGUGCGAACGACAAAGGCGAUGGAAUCUCCCGGGAGGAAUGGCAGUCUAGAUUGGAAACGUUUCCUUUCAAGCAAGACGACAUUAAUAAGUUGAUUAUGAACUAUUUGGUUACAGAGGGUUUUAAAGAGGCAGCGGAAAAAUUCAAGGAAGAGUCUGGAGUGGAACCAUCGGUAGAUCUGAGCUCCCUCGAUAACAGGAUUCUUAUAAGGGAAGCAGUUCAGAAUGGGCGAAUACAAGAGGCAACCCAUUUGGUCAAUCAGCUUCAUCCGGAAUUGUUGGAUAACGAUCGCUACCUUUACUUCCACCUUCAGCAGCUGCAUCUAAUCGAACUGAUCAGAGCUGGAAAGAUUGAGGAGGCCCUUACUUUUGCGCAAACACAAAUCUCCGAAGCUGGCGAAAGCAACCCAGAGGUACUCAACGAACUAGAAAGAACGCUGGCCUUAUUGGCUUUUGAGAAACCUCAAAACAGUCCGUUUGCUGAUUUGCUGGACCAAACACACCGGCAGAAGGUCGCCAGUGAGCUGAAUGCAGCGAUACUACGUAUGGAGCACCAGGAGCAAUCCAGUCCGCGUAUGAUAAAUGUGCUGAAGCUGAUUCUAUGGGCGCAAGCGGAAUUGGAUAAGAAGAAUGUAAAAUAUCCCAAAAUGGUUGACCUGGCGACGGCAACCAUCGAUCCGAAAUAAAACUGGUAGCAGUAACUUAACUUUGUGGUACAUGUUUGAUCAAAAUAUAAUAUUGAGAGACUUAUUUGCAUUGACAUUAAAGAAAGUUAUUUUCUUUUUUUUUUGGUUCUUCGAAUUAAAAUAAAUGAACGAUGAUGAAUCCCAAUGAUAUGGAAAUAUCAAAUAUGGGCAACGAUAAUAAUAAGAUUGAUUUCUUAAGUUGAAGUUGAAUUGUACAUGAGUUUAAUGAUUUUUCCUCUUAUAAUAUUGUUUUAGUACACAGCGUGUCUUAUUGGAUUCUUCCAUGCAUCGGCUAAGGUUUUGUUUUUGAUUUUGUAGCAAUUGAGUAUGAAAUAUGUACGGUAAUUGAAUAUUUCAAUAAAACUUUAAUCGCAGAUGUCAAUAACAAUAAAUAAAUACGAAAGACUA
Molecule: messenger RNA, 1227 nt
Organism: Uranotaenia lowii
Lineage: Eukaryota; Metazoa; Arthropoda; Insecta; Diptera; Culicidae
Gene: Hou
Product: glucose-induced degradation protein 8-B homolog
Exons: 3
Coding region: 133-819 (228 amino acids)
Biological process (GO): proteasome-mediated ubiquitin-dependent protein catabolic process
Cellular component (GO): nucleus; cytoplasm
Molecular function (GO): protein binding
Source: RefSeq, a predicted model, not a curated record